ACAAAGCUUGACUCGCGGUCGAACGCGAACCGGUAUAGCGGGUGGUGGAACAGCCUUCGACGGCUCUCGUCUCCCCGCUCCGCCGCUGCCUCUAACCCGAAAUCCUCCGAAGAAUGGCGAAGGUUCUCCAAGAAGAACCCUAGAGUUCCUCUCAAUCCUCUCACCCGUUUUGAUCCCAGCUCCUUUGAUUGCUGCCAAUCCGACCCGUAAUCCGGCUAUUUCAUCUUUAUAUCGAGUGGUCUAUCAAUUAUUUCCGAGAUCUAGGUCUUGGCCGCCGAGCAGCUGACCAAUUGGAUAAGGAUCGAUAUUUCUGCAGAAAGUUCGAACCUUUGGCGUUCCUUGUGAGUGUUUCUGGAUUAAUCCUUUGAUUUAGGGGGAAAGCUGCGAUUUUUGUUGGAGCAGGCCAAAAUUUUCAACAGAAUGCCGCCGAUUCUAUCGUCUCCUAAGGCGAUUGCUAGGCUUCUAUCAGGAAGAAAUCGAUCUCUGGAUCUCAAUGCUCGACUUGGAUUUGUGAGAAGGUACCUUGAUACCCGGAGGAGGUGGGAGAGAGUUGCUCAGAGUCGAUGUUUGGCCAGCUUUGCUCGCUAUGGAAACCCUUGCGCUGGGCAAUUGUUUCGUUCUGCAAAAGACCUCGUUCCCUCCGUCGGUAAUUUGCAUCGCUACGAUCAGGGAAGAUGGUUUCUUGGUUGUGGGGAUGGGGAAGAAGGAUCUCUUAUUUCUAAGAUCUAUGAGGAGCGGCGUGUGAUGGGGUACUCUCCAGAGCAGUUAUUUUCGGUGGUUGAAGCUGUUGACCUGUAUGAGGACUUUGUGCCAUGGUGCCAACGAUCUACGAUUAUUAAGCGGAAUAGUGAUGGAUCAUUUGAUGCUGAGCUAGAGAUAGGUUUCAAGUUCCUCGUUGAAAGUUAUGUUUCUCAUGUAGAAAUGGAGAAACCAAAGUAUCUUAAGACCACUGCUUCACAAAGCGGGCUUUUUGACCAUUUGAUCAACAUUUGGGAAUUUAAUCCGGGACCAGUUCCUGGAACUUGUGACCUUUAUUUCUUGGUGGAUUUUAAGUUUCAGUCACCACUAUAUCGUCAGGUGGCAUCAAUGUUUUUUAAGGAAGUAGUCUCCCGACUAGUCACUUCUUUCAGUGAUCGUUGUCACAGAAUUUAUGGUCCUGCCAUCCGGGUGCUUGAAACACCUUAUGGGCAAACCACUAAGCCUGGUCAGUCAUCUUGAGCAGGUUAAGUGAUGAAGAGGUCUGCCAAAGGGCAGUGAAUAGUCUUAGGGUAACAUGAUUUGGAGUUAGCUGGCCUAUUUUCAACUGGAACUUCAUGGAUCAGCCUGAUCAACAACAGAAUAUCCAAAUUUUCUUGAAACCAUAUUCACCAUUUUUUCUUUCUAUCCUCAAGCCCUGAAAAAUUAUUGUGCAAGGAUUCUUUGUUGGGAAGGCACCUGAAUCUUGUAUCUUUACAUAUCAUCUUGAUAAGAGACAUGCAAACAUGAAAUUUAAAUAUUUUUACCUGCAAGCAGCAUUGAUAUUGCAGAGGAGAUUAAAAUGCAUGUUUUGUUUAGUUA
Musa acuminata AAA Group (dessert banana) is the source of this 1557-nucleotide messenger RNA. RefSeq lists its product as uncharacterized. Lineage: Eukaryota; Viridiplantae; Streptophyta; Magnoliopsida; Zingiberales; Musaceae. The record is from RefSeq and is a predicted model, not a curated record. Gene Ontology annotation, biological process: cellular respiration; ubiquinone biosynthetic process. Gene Ontology annotation, molecular function: ubiquinone binding. The coding region runs from base 421 to 1218 and encodes 265 amino acids. The transcript is spliced from 4 exons.